Gamsiella multidivaricata is the source of this 912-nucleotide messenger RNA. RefSeq lists its product as uncharacterized. Bases 1 to 912 code for a protein of 303 amino acids. The transcript has 5 exons. NCBI's taxonomy places the organism in Eukaryota, Fungi, Mortierellomycota, Mortierellomycetes, Mortierellales, Mortierellaceae. The record is from RefSeq and is a predicted model, not a curated record.
AUGCUGCUGCAGUAUCGACUCGCUGUUGUCGAAACCAGGAUUUCGUUAAAGCUGUCGAGCUGUCCCAAAGCCUGGUUUGGCUCACUCGUGAAUGAAUCUGUGCCUGAGUAUGAAUGGAAGGGUCUGCAAAGGCCUGCUGCCGCAGAAGUGGCCGUGCUCGUGCCUCCCGCUGUUGACAUGACCGGUGUCGCCGACGACGACGACGACGACGACGACGGUGGAGUGGGAACACCCGUCGAAACAACCACGCCCGGCGGCAGAGGUGUUCCUGGCGCCACUACAGGCGAGGGGGCAUUUGUGCAGACGGUCGUACUUGUGUUUUUGAUCUCGCCAAGCAGCCCUCCAGAUUCAUACGAGACCAGCGAGAACGGAAAGAGGACCGAUGAGCUCCGUUUCCAGGACGAAAUUUUGCUUACACCAAAAAGCACAGAGUUCCGAGAGCCGUUGUUGCAGUUGUUGCUAUUGGGUUUAUGGUCAUUGAUGUCGUUAUUGCCGUGGACAAGGUUUUGCGCGUCUGUAGAGGAGAAUGCUGAUAUGAAUGGUGUCGUUGUGAAUGCAGGCGAGUUGGAGGAGGUGCGCCGAGAAGAUAUCGAGGGAGACGAAAACGGCGAUCCAGACUCUGUCGACUCUGACGUCCUUACAUUUGUCGGCAAGGCUGAUGUGGAUUCAAGCGACCUCUUGAAGAGAAAGGACGAGACAAUGGGUGGGGAUUUGGUUGCACCUGAAAUCGACUUUGCAGCCUUGGAGUAUCUUCUAGGAGAGGAUGAGCUCGCGAUAACCAUGUGUGCUUUGGCGUUAUAUCUUCUGCUUGCGUUUGUUGCUCAUGCUGCUGCUGUUGCUGUUGUUGUUGUUGUUGUUGUUGUUGUUGUUGUUGUUGCUGCUGUUGGCGAUCCUGUUGCUGGGUGGUACUGA